Molecule: messenger RNA, 5996 nt
Organism: Elgaria multicarinata webbii
Lineage: Eukaryota; Metazoa; Chordata; Lepidosauria; Squamata; Anguidae
Gene: MYH7B
Product: myosin heavy chain 7B
Exons: 42
Coding region: 53-5887 (1944 amino acids)
Cellular component (GO): myosin II complex; cytoplasm; myosin filament
Molecular function (GO): actin filament binding; ATP binding; microfilament motor activity
Source: RefSeq, a predicted model, not a curated record
UCCAGCUUUUCUGUUUGCUGCUGUCCAGCAUUGUCGCCUUCCGGCAGGCAAGAUGUCCACUCCUAGUAUGCGGGACAUGACGGAGUUUGGGGAGGCUGCUGAGUACCUCCGGAAAAGUUAUGAGGAACUGAUGAAAUAUCACAAUAUCCCAUUUGAUGGAAAGAAGAGGGCCUGGAUCCCAGAUGAAAAGCAAGCAUAUAUUGAAGUUGAAAUAAAAGAAACCUCAGGUGGCAAAGUCACCGUAGAAACCAAAGAUAAAAAGACUGUUGUUGUUAAGGAGGAUGACAUUCAACAAAUGAAUCCUCCCAAAUUUGACAUGAUUGAAGACAUGGCCAUGUUAACUCACCUCAAUGAGGCCUCUGUGCUGCAUAACCUGAAACGGCGCUAUUCCAAAUGGAUGAUUUAUACCUAUUCAGGCUUGUUCUGUGUCACCAUAAACCCAUAUAAAUGGCUUCCAGUCUAUACUGCUCCUGUUGUAGCAGCCUAUAAGGGCAAGCGAAGGUCUGAGUCCCCACCCCACAUCUACUCCAUUGCAGACAAUGCCUACAAUGACAUGUUACGCAAUCGUGAGAACCAGUCUAUGCUCAUCACCGGAGAAUCUGGUGCUGGUAAGACUGUAAACACCAAGCGGGUCAUUCAGUACUUUGCCAUUGUCGCAGCCCUGGGUGACUCUCCGGGCAAGAAAGGACAAGCGCCCGCCACUAAAACUGGGGGUACCCUUGAAGAUCAAAUCAUUGAGGCAAACCCAGCUAUGGAAUCCUUUGGCAAUGCUAAAACCCUGAGGAAUGACAACUCAUCACGGUUUGGCAAGUUUAUCCGCAUCCAUUUUGGGCCAUCAGGGAAGCUGGCUUCUGCUGACAUUGACAUCUACUUGUUGGAAAAAUCAAGAGUGAUUUUCCAGCAGCCAGGAGAGAGGAGCUACCACAUUUACUAUCAAAUCCUUUCCGGGAAGAAGCCAGAGCUCCAAGAUAUGCUUCUGCUGUCUUCCAACCCCUAUGACUAUCACUUCUGCUCACAAGGUGUAACAACUGUGGACAAUCUGGAUGAUGGAGAAGAACUCAUGGCUACAGAUCAUGCUAUGGACAUCCUGGGCUUCAGUCCUGAGGAGAAAUAUGGCUGCUAUAAAAUAGUAGGAGCAAUCAUGCACUUUGGCAACAUGAAAUUCAAGCAGAAACAACGUGAAGAGCAGGCAGAGGCUGAAGGCACUGAAAGUGCUGAUAAAUCCUCUUACCUCAUGGGGAUCAGUUCAGGUGAUCUAAUCAAGGGACUGCUUCACCCUAGAGUGAAAGUUGGAAAUGAAUAUGUGACCAAAGGUCAGACUGUAGAUCAGGUGGUGUAUGCAGUGGGUGCCUUGGCCAAAGCAACCUAUGAUCGCAUGUUCAAGUGGUUAGUUUUUCGUAUCAACAAAACCUUGGACACUAAGCUACCCAGGCAGUUCUUCAUCGGAGUGCUGGACAUUGCUGGCUUUGAGAUCUUUGAGUUUAACAGCUUUGAACAGUUAUGUAUCAACUUCACGAAUGAGAAGCUGCAACAGUUUUUCAACCAUCACAUGUUUGUCCUGGAACAAGAAGAAUACAAGAAGGAAGGGAUCGAAUGGGUCUUCAUUGACUUUGGCCUGGACCUGCAGGCUUGUAUUGAUCUAAUUGAAAAGCCAAUGGGAAUCCUCUCCAUUCUGGAGGAAGAGUGUAUGUUCCCCAAAGCCUCUGAUAUGUCAUUCAAGGCCAAACUGUAUGACAACCAUAUUGGAAAAUCACCCAAUUUCCAGAAGCCCCGGCCAGAUAAGAAGCGCAAAUAUGAAACUCACUUUGAGUUGGUACACUACGCAGGAGUGGUGCCCUAUAACAUAAUUGGCUGGCUAGAUAAGAAUAAAGACCCCUUGAAUGAGACGGUGGUAACAGUCUUCCAAAAAUCACAAAAUAAGCUGCUGGCUGCCUUAUAUGAGAACUAUGUGAGCUCUUCUGCAGAUGAUGCACACAGGACAGGCAAAGAGAAGCGUAAGAAGGCAGCUUCAUUCCAAACGGUGUCCCAGCUACAUAAGGAAAACCUGAACAAACUGAUGACCAAUUUGCGUGCCACCCAGCCCCAUUUUGUCCGCUGCAUCAUCCCCAAUGAAACAAAGACCCCAGGAGCUAUGGACCCCUUCAUGGUGUUGCAUCAGCUGCGGUGUAACGGUGUGCUAGAAGGCAUCCGUAUCUGUAGGAAAGGGUUUCCAAACAGGAUCCUCUAUGCUGAUUUCAAGCAGCGCUACCGUAUCCUAAAUCCUGCUGCCAUUCCUGAAGACAAGUUUUUGGAUAGCAGAAAGGCCGCAGAGAAGCUGCUGAAUUCCUUGGAGCUUGACCACUCCCAGUACAAGUUCGGACACACUAAGGUGUUUUUCAAAGCAGGCUUGCUAGGUCUACUGGAGGAGAUGCGGGAUGAACGCCUCGCCAAGAUUAUCACCCUGCUGCAGGCUAGGAUGCGUGGGCGUCUAAUGCGCAUUGAGUACGGGUGGAUCAUUGGCAGAAGGGAUGCACUCUACACCAUCCAGUGGAAUAUCCGUGCUUUUAACGCUGUGAAGAACUGGUCCUGGAUGAAGCUUUUCUUCAAGAUCAAGCCUCUCCUCAAGUCAGCUCAGACAGAGAAGGAAAUGUCCAUCCUCAAAGAGGAGUUACAGAAGCUGAAGGAGGCUCUGGAGAAGUCGGAGGCUAAACGGAAGGAGCUGGAAGAGAAGCAAGUCAGCAUCAUCCAAGAGAAGAACGACCUGUCACUGCAGCUUCAAGCAGAGCAAGACAACUUGGCUGAUGCAGAGGAACGCUGUGACCUCUUGAUCAAGACCAAGAUCCAGCUGGAAGCUAAGGUGAAGGAAUUGAUGGAGCGCCUGGAGGAUGAGGAGGAGAUGAACUCCGAUCUGACCUCUAAGAAGCGAAAGCUGGAGGAUGAAUGUGCUGAGCUGAAGAAAGAUAUUGAUGACUUGGAGAUCACCCUGGCCAAGGUGGAGAAGGAAAAGCAUGCCACAGAAAACAAGGUGAAAAACCUGAUUGAAGAAAUGGCUGCUCUAGAUGAGAUCAUUGCUAAGCUGACCAAAGAAAAAAAGGCACUGCAGGAGGCGCACCAGCAAGCCCUGGAUGACCUUCAGGCUGAGGAGGACAAAGCCAACACUCUGACCAAGGCCAAAGUCAAGCUGGAACAGCAAGUGGAUGAUCUGGAAAGUGCUUUAGAGCAAGAGAAGAAGAUACGAAUGGACCUGGAAAGAGCAAAGCGCAAGCUAGAAGGCGAUUUGAAGCUGACUCAGGAAUCUGUGAUGGAUCUAGAGAAUGACAAGCAGCAGCUGGAGGAGAAACUCAAAAAGAAAGACUUUGAAAUGAACCAGCUAAAUUCAAGAAUUGAAGACGAGCAAGUCCUCGCAACUCAACUGCAGAAGAAAAUCAAAGAACUCCAGGCCCGUAUUGAGGAGCUAGAAGAGGAGCUGGAGGCAGAACGGACUGCCAGGGCCAGGGUGGAAAAGCAGCGGGCAGAGGUGGCCCAUGAGCUGGAAGAGCUGAGUGAGCGGCUGGAGGAGGCAGGUGGGGCCACCGCGUGUCAGAUAGAGCUCAACAAGAAGCGAGAAGCGGAGUUCCUGAAGCUGCGCCGGGACCUGGAAGAGGCCACGCUGCAGCACGAGUCGACGGCCGCGACCCUGCGCAAGAAGCAUGCAGACUCUGUGGCUGAACUGGGCGAGCAGAUCGACAACUUGCAGCGCGUCAAGCAGAAGCUGGAGAAGGAAAAGAGCGAGUUGAAGAUGGAGGUGGAUGAUCUGUCUUCCAACAUUGACUACCUCACCAAGAACAAGGCAAAUGCUGAAAAGCUCUGUCGGACGUAUGAAGAUCAGCUGAGCGAAACCAAAUCCAAGGUAGAUGAGCUGCAGCGUCAGCUGGCAGAAGUGAGCACCCAGCGUGGGAGACUGCAGACUGAAAAUGGAGAACUUAGCCGUCUUAUUGAAGAAAAGGAAUCUCUAAUAAACCAGCUGAGUCGGGGCAAGACCUCCUUUACUCAGACGAUUGAUGAACUCAAGAGACAGCUAGAAGAAGAGACCAAGUCAAAGAAUGCUUUGGCUCAUGCUUUGCAAGCAUCGCGCCAUGACUGCGACCUGCUGCGGGAACAGUACGAAGAGGAGGUGGAGGCCAAGGGGGAGCUCCAGCGGUCCCUGUCAAAGGCCAAUGCUGAAGUGGCCCAGUGGAGGACCAAAUACGAGACAGAUGCCAUCCAGAGGACAGAAGAGCUGGAGGAAGCUAAGAAGAAACUGGCCAUCCGGCUGCAGGAGGCCGAGGAGGCUGUGGAGGCAGCACAUGCCAAGUGCUCCUCCUUGGAGAAGACGAAGCACCGACUGCAGACAGAGAUCGAGGACCUGUCCAUCGACUUGGAGAGAGCCAACUCAGCCGCAGCCGCUUUGGACAAGAAGCAGCGCAAUUUUGACAGGAUCAUCUCUGAGUGGAAGCAGAAGUACGAGGAGACACAGGCAGAGCUGGAGUCCUCUCAGAAGGAGUCCCGCAGCCUGAGCACAGAACUCUUCAAGCUCAAGAAUGCCUAUGAGGAGUCCCUGGAGAAUCUAGAGACCCUCAAACGGGAGAACAAGAACCUGCAAGAGGAGAUCACUGACUUGACUGAUCAGAUUAGCAUGUGUGGCAAAACCAUUCAUGAGCUGGAGAAGUUGAAGAAAGGCCUGGAGAGUGAGAAGAGUGACAUCCAGGCUGCCCUAGAGGAGGCUGAGGGAGCCCUGGAACAUGAGGAGAGCAAGACCCUCCGCAUCCAGUUGGAGUUGUCCCAGAUCAAGGCUGAUGUUGAUAGGAAACUGGCAGAGAAGGAUGAAGAGUUUGAGAACUUGAGGCGUAACCACCAGAGAGCCAUGGACUCCAUGCAGGCUUCACUGGAUGCAGAAGCCAAAGCCAGAAAUGAGGCCGUCAGGUUGCGAAAGAAGAUGGAAGGAGAUCUGAAUGAGAUGGAGAUACAGCUGAGCCAUGCAAAUCGCCAGGCUGCUGAGUCUCAGAAACUGGUGCGGCAGCUCCAAGCCCAAAUAAAGGACUUGCAGAUAGAACUGGAUGACACUUUGCGUCAUAACGACGACUUGAAGGAGCAGGCGGCUGCCCUGGAAAGGCGCAACAACCUGAUGAUGGCAGAAGUGGAGGAGUUACGUGCAGCGUUGGAGCAGUCUGAGCGUGGAAGGAAGCUGGCUGAGCAGGAGUUGCUGGAGGCUACAGAGAGAGUCAAUCUGUUGCACUCCCAGAACACAGGCCUGAUUAACCAGAAGAAGAAGAUGGAGGCAGACAUCUCCCAGCUGAGCACUGAGGUAGAGGAGGCGGUGCAGGAGUGUCGGAACGCAGAAGAGAAGGCGAAGAAAGCCAUUACUGAUGCAGCCAUGAUGGCAGAGGAACUGAAGAAGGAGCAAGACACAAGUGCCCACCUCGAGCGGAUGAAGAAAAAUAUGGAACAGACCAUCAAGGAUCUGCAGAUGCGGUUGGAUGAGGCUGAGCAGAUUGCCCUGAAAGGAGGCAAGAAGCAGAUCCAGAAACUGGAAGCCAGAGUGCGAGAACUGGAGGGCGAGCUGGAUGUAGAACAGAAGAAGAAUGCGGAGACUCAGAAAGGUAUUCGCAAAUAUGAACGCAGGAUGAAAGAAUUGACUUACCAGACUGAAGAGGACAGGAAGAACCUGGUGCGGAUGCAGGAACUGAUUGACAAGCUGCAGAGCAAAGUGAAGAGCUACAAGCGCCAGUUUGAGGAGGCAGAGCAGCAAGCCAACUCCAAUCUGGUAAAAUACCGAAAGGUGCAACACGAGCUGGACGAUGCCGAGGAGCGGGCAGAUAUUGCAGAGACGCAAGUGAACAAGCUGCGGUCUCGCACUAGGGAGGUUGUGACUCUGAAGCAUGAAGAAUAAGAAGCUGCGGUGCAACAUCUCUUCUAUCAUGUCUGUCUUUGUAUAGCUGUAAAUGGCUGCAACAGCCAUUUCUGUCUUGGUAGUAAAUAAAAGCUUAAUAUUCAUGACA